AGGGAACUAUGUCAAAAAAGGAGGGAAAUUAAAACAUGAACUUGAGGCUUCGGGAGGCUGAACAGAUUAGUGGAUUCUUAGUAUGCUGUUGUGUCAGAGCAAGGAUAACUGUUUAGGGAGACAUUGCGUUAAAAAUAUCUUUAUUGUGGUGGAUCAUGUUUGGGUAGGAGGGAUCGUUUUGCCCCACUGGGCCAGCCUCAUGGGCAGCAGAUGAGCCAGAAACACUGUGUGUGUGUGUGUUUGCGUGUGUGCGCGUGCAUGUGCACGUCUGCUGAGCUGUAAGCAGAGAAGCCCCGCCAGCCAGCUUGCUCUAACUGUGCUCUGCACACACUCCAGUCCAACAGCUUGUCUCUUCUCUCUGCUCCAGAUGAUGCCUUGGAUUUAGCUGGUCCACAUGAGUGAUAUGAAUAACACACUGGACGAAAUACACACUAAAGGAAGCCUCGGAGAGAAAGCAGAGAUUUUUCACAGUGGCAAGGGUAAUGUGAGCGGCUUUCCCAGCUCAGCCCUCAUCCCUUUGCGAGCUCCUUUAUUAACACCAAAUGCCCAGAAGAUCAGGACUACGCUCUGCAAGGGGAACAGGAACAAUAAAGAGGGAGAGGAGUCAUUCUCUUCCCCUGCUCCAAACCCUUUUCCUGAGCUUAUCCCCUCAACCUUCUCCCCCUUUGUCUCUGAAUGUUUAUUACCAUGGACCAAAAGUAGUGCAACUCAGGUAAUCAAAGUUUAUAAUGAAGAUAAUACUAGCAGAGCAGUAGAGGUUCCCAGUGAUAUUACUGCCCGGGACAUAUGCCAGCUGUUUGUCUUGAAGAACCACUGCAUUGAUGACCACAGCUGGACUCUUUUUGAACACCUCUCCCACCUGGGAAUAGAAAGAACCAUUGAAGACCAUGAAUCUGUUAUGGAGGUGCUGUCAGGCUGGGGGAUGGACUCAGACAGCCGACUGUAUUUUAGGAAGAAUUAUGCUAAAUAUGAGUUCUUCAGGAAACCACUGGACUUUUUCCCAGAUCACAUGGUCUCCAUAUCCAGUGAAACCAAUGGGAUGGUGGAUCAUUCUCAGCUUAUACAGACCUUUCUCAACUCCAGCACCUGUCCAGAGAUACAUGGACACCUCCAUGCCAAAGAACAAAGCAGGAAGUCUUGGAAGAAGUUUUACUUUGUGCUGCGGAGGUCGGGGCUUUAUUUCUCCAACAAGGGAACUUCCAAGGAACCAAGACAUCUCCAGUUCGUUGCUGACUUUAGUGACAGUGAUGUCUAUACAGUGUUGUCAGCCAAAAAACUACAUGGAGCACCUACAGAUUACGGCUUCUGUGUCAAGUCCACAAAGUGUAGUUCAGCCCGGGACUUGAAGCUGCUUUGUGCGGAUGAUGAGCAGACCAGGACCUGCUGGAUUACAGCCAUGCGCUUGUUAAAGUAUGGGAUGCAGCUGUACCAAAACUUCAUUCAGCCACACCAGAAGCAAAAAGCUUCACCUAUGAGAAGCAUCUCGGAGAAUUCACUGGUGGCCAUGGACUUUUCCGGACAAAAGAGCCGAGUGAUCGAGAACCCAUCUGAGGCGCUGUCCGUGGCCGUGGAGGAAGGCCUGUCAUGGAGGAAGAAAAGCUGUCACCGUCUGAGCGGCCACGGGAGCCCCUCCACAUCACAGAGCUCAGUGUCAAAUAUUGGCCUACACUUAACUCAGUCCUGGUUCCACGGCAAAAUGUCUCGGGAUGAGGCUCAGCGGCUCAUCACUCAACAGGGUCUUAUCGAUGGAGUAUUUCUUCUGAGGGACAGCCAAAGCAACCCUAAGACAUUUGUACUGUCACUGUGCCACAUGCAGAAAAUCAAACACUUUCAGAUCUUACCUAUGGAUGAUGAAGGGGACGUAUUCUACAGUCUGGAUGAUGGUCACACACGGUUCACUGACUUGAUCCAGUUGGUGGAGUUUUACCAGCUAAAUCGUGGCGUGUUGCCCUGCAAGCUCAAACACCACUGUGCCCGAAUCACUCUGUGAACAAGGGACCCAGGAGGUCCCCGAGGGGCCCACACUCACCCUAACUGCGAGGCCUUUCUGGACAAACACUCUCACUGUUCUCGUGCCUUGAAGAAGCGAGUUAUACAGACUAACAGGACAGCCAUGCUAACUGAAAGCACUUUGACCAUCCACUAUUGUCCACAUUGUGGUACACACACCCUCCUUAUUUUUCUUUUUGAGAAAAAUCUGAAUUUGAAGUUAGACUGAAUAAUAACUGAUUGCAUGCGCUGGAGAUGAUGUGCAGUUUUAUCCAGUGAACGUUAUUCUUUGGCCUUGUAACGUGUGCCUGUAUGUGGCGGUAAGGCCAAACAUGACUCUUUGUACUUUUUGUCCGCAUUGUAGGGCUGAAUGUGUGCUGCAAACAGCUGGUGAUUCCAACAACAUAAUGACACCAAUGAAAGCGUUUUCACUGAAACUGCAAUAUUUAUACAGCUAUUACCCUCUGUGUGUGCGUGUGUGUGUGUGAGAGAGAGAGAGAGAGUGUGGGUGUGUGUAUGUGUAUGUGUGAUCUGUCCAAGCUAAUGAUGGUUGAAUCCCAACAAGGGCAUCAUUUUUUUUUUUAUUUGAAACCUGUAUAAUACUGGGGAUUGAUAUACCACAAUCCUGUUAAAUUUGAGUAAAACUAAGCUAUCUUACUUUUCUUUGUCAUUGCAUCUCUAAGUAUUCAGGUAUAUAUAUAUUUUUUCUCUGAGAAAAUGAUUGUUGUUUUCUAUUUGAGAGAUGAACUUUACUCUCAGGAAGUGUCACUUUCUGCAUGCCCUGUAAGCAGGACUGAGACUGCUGUAUGGAGAAAAGAAAGAGACGUGUAAUGUACAGAUGGAGGGAAAAGGCACACAACCUCACUGGCCUGCACUGUACAUUCAUUUUAAAUGUAUGUGAUUAAAUGAAAUGUUUGUGUUUCAUGAAAUUAGUUGUGAGCUCACUGUAGAGCAGGAGCAGUGAAAUAGAUUUCACCAAUUUUAGAUAUAAGCCAUUAAGAUGGAAAUCAGAAAUGCUGCGUGGCUGAUUCUGAUCAUAUCUGAAUUCAUUGUAUAUUGAAAUUUAGGUCAUAUUUUCUCAAGAUACAAUUUGCAAACCCUUUGUCGGUUGUAUUUUGCUGUUAUUGCCACUCCUAUGGAUAUACAGUGUCAGAUAUUGUGUCUUAAAAGGCAUCAGCUUUUUAAAAACCAAGAUAAUUUAAAUCAGUGACAUGAUUGAAAUUAA
This is a messenger RNA of Scatophagus argus, 3214 nucleotides long. It is a transcript of the gene grb14, whose product is annotated as growth factor receptor-bound protein 14. The coding region runs from base 395 to 1990 and encodes 531 amino acids. Lineage: Eukaryota; Metazoa; Chordata; Actinopteri; Scatophagidae. Gene Ontology annotation, biological process: negative regulation of insulin receptor signaling pathway; insulin receptor signaling pathway. The record is from RefSeq and is a predicted model, not a curated record. Gene Ontology annotation, cellular component: plasma membrane; cytoplasm. The transcript has 14 exons.